This is a messenger RNA of Linum tenue, 4777 nucleotides long. The record is from the annotation of a GenBank genome assembly. NCBI's taxonomy places the organism in Eukaryota, Viridiplantae, Streptophyta, Magnoliopsida, Malpighiales, Linaceae.
AUGAAUCGCCGUUGCGACGACGACCCAGACGACAGUGGCAACGAAGAAGAACAACUUGCUCUGGCUCCGAGCCGGCCAAGCAAGAGGCAGAAGAAACUGCUCAUCAGUGCUAACGAUCUUCUGAUUCUUCCCACCAAACUCUGUGACUGGCUCCGCCACAAAUUCGUCCGCCCUCUUCUCUUCACGCCCCCUUCUCCCUUCCCGGCUCCUUCUUCUUCUUCUUCUUCUUCUUCUUCUUCUUCUUCUUCUUCUUCUUCCUUGGAUUUGAUUCCUUUCAACACCAGCAGCAGCAGCAGCGCAUCUGGUUCCGGAUUGAGCAAAUACGACGUCUUCAUCAGCUUUAGAGGAGCCGAUGUGCGGAACUCCUUCCUCAGCCACCUCUACUACCACCUGAAUGAUUUACGGAAAUUGGCGGUCUACAAAGAUGUGAAUCUGGAGAGAGGGGAGCCGAUCUCGCCGUCGCUCUUGCUGGCAAUUCGGAGAUCCGACGUCUAUGUUGUGAUUCUCUCCCCCAAAUACACCGAUUCGCCGUGGUGCUUGGAGGAGCUCGAGGAGAUUCUCCGGUGUAUGAAGCAGCACGGACGGAGGGUUAUACCGGUUUUCUACGGGGUCGAUCCUUCUGAGGUUGAAAACCAGAAGCUGCCCUCUUCUAUUGCUGGGAGAAUUCGAAGCUGGAGAUCUGUAUUGAGUGAGAUAGCCAAUCUCUCCGGAUUCGAUUCUCAGGUCAUCAGACCUGAAACUAAACUCAUCGAGGAAAUCGGCAGAGCUGUAUUCCAGGCAAUACGCUACAGCUGCAGCCAGAUGGUAAACUUUUCAGCAUAUUCAGCUAGCAGAGGUUUGGUUGGAGUAGAGAGGCAAAUUGAACAAUUACAAGCCUUGUUGUGCUCCGAGGAGAGGAGUAAUUGGACGAUUGGGCUCUGGGGAAUGGGUGGCAUUGGCAAGACUACUCUUGCUAAGGCUUUCUUCGACGUAUUCUCAUCUCAAUUCGAAGCUUCCUACUUCUUCAGUAAUUUUACGGAAACCAUCGCUGGUGGGUCUCUACAGCCAUUUUGUAAUUUGCAAAAUCACUUGUUUUUGAAGUUAUUGGGCGAUGAGAAUGGCAGAGCUGGUGGAACAGUAUGCUAUGAUAUGAUGCUUCGCCGUCUUGGUCGUAUGAAGGCUUUGAUCGUGAUCGAUGAUGCAGGUAACGAUGUGGGUAACAUUGGGCCACUGAAGGAUCUGUUAAAUGGACAGUACUGCCAUUUAUUUGGUACUGGGAGUGUAAUCAUCAUGACAAGUAGGAACAAACAACUUCUUAAGAGUGUUUGCGAUCAUGUAUAUGAAGUUAAAGGUCUGUGCGAUGAAGAAGGGUCUCGACUUUUCCUCUUGCAUGCCUUCAGACAAGAAAGUGUCCAAACUGAAUAUCUGGAGAUGAUCCGGAGAGCAGUGGAUUACGUGGGUGGAAAUCCAUUAGCAAUCACUGUCUUGGGCGCACACUUAUUUGGUCGGGACCUCCAAUUUUGGGAUCGUGAGUUAGAUGCUUUGGAAAAUAAUCCAAACUCAGUAGUGCAGAGUGUUUUGAGAAGGAGUUAUGAUGGAUUGAGCCCGGGAGAGAAAGACAUAUUCCUUUGUCUUGCAUGCUUUGCUCCUUGGCAAGGUUACUAUCGAGAGAGAAUUGAGGAAUUAAUGGGUUUAGAAGGUGGAGGAGUCAACCUCAUCACUAACCUUGUCGAUAAGUCUCUUAUUAUAAGCAUUGAUGGCGAACUAAGUAUGAAUCGUCUGCUACAAGACCUUGGUCGCAAUAUCGUCAAUGAAGAACGGCUAAUUGAAAAACGUUCAUGGUUGUGGAGAUUUCAAGAUAUUCUUUAUCUAUUCCGAGAGAACAAGGGGACUGAAUCCACCGAAGGUAUCUUCUUGGACUACCAAAUCGAAUGCAGUGAACAUUCCUUACAAUUGCAACCCGACACUUUUGAGAAGAUGACGAGACUUCGAUUCCUCCUGAUUGGUCAUCACAACAUGGUUCUGUCAGAAAAUGGGUUGAAAUAUCUACCAAACACGUUGAGAAUACUUUAUUGGCAUUGGUUUACUUCUAAAUGUUUGCCUUCUCAAUUUUCUGCUGAAAAUCUUAUCGAACUUAAGUUGUCAUAUAGUCUAAUUGAACAACUUUGGGAAGGUGACGAACUUAAUGCGGAUUUGAGGAAUUUGAAAAUCCUCCAUCUUGGCGGAUCGAAGAGACUGAAACAGUUGCCUAAUCUCUCCAAGGCUAAAAAACUCAAAAAAAUUGAUCUUUCUUCCUGUGAGAGUUUAGUGGAGCUUCCCUCCUCAAUUUUGGAUCUCCCGAAGUUGGAGUCUCUCUAUUUGUGGGGUUGCAGGAGACUAAAGUUAGAUAACUUGGAAGACUAUGCAAACUGCAACGGAGGACAAAGUACUGGUCAUCAUGACAUUUUACCCAGCCUGAGAAAGUUGGAUCUAAGCUUCACACCAAUCCAGAAUGUUCCAAAUUUUAUCACCCGCUUGCAUAUAUUGGAACUCCGAUGCAAUGGCUGCUCUAAGUUGACUGAAUUUCCAGUCGUCCCAAGCCUGGAGAGGUUAGAGUUGACUGGUAGUUUGAUCGAAGAGGUGGUUGAGUUGGAGAAGUUUACAGAGCUGAAGCACCUCGAUCUUUCGGGAAACAAGCAACUUGUUCUCAUCUCUGGUGACUUCUGUAAGUUGAAUUCUCUCGAAAAUAUUCAACUGUAUGUUAGUAGCAAGCUCUCUAGCAUUGAGAGCUUUAUUGAAUUCUCACUGGAAAGAUUAGUGCCUAAGUUAAGCCUCAAUGGUUGCAAGAGUCUAGCAACCCUUCCUGACAGCAUUGGUAAUCUAAUGCAUCUGAAAAGUCUUGAUCUAAGUAGCACAUCUAUGAAAGAGCUGCCAUCAUCCAUUGGAGAUCUCAUCCGACUAUCUGAACUGAUCCUCGGGGGUUGUAAGAGCCUAGCAUGCCUCCCCGACACCAUCCACAAACUAACCAAAUUGAAUAAACUCGUUCUGUUUGGUUGUGAUCAACUAACGCAUCUGCCAGACCUUCCUUCAUCCUUGCAAGAAUUGGAUGCACAUGGAUGCAAGUCACUUCGAGCUCUGUCAAUUGGAUGCACAUGGAUGCAAGUCACUUCGAGCUCUGUCAAGAAACACUACUUCUCAAAUAUACGUUGGUGUUUUAGCCAGUGUUGGAAGUUGGAUCCAGUAGUAUGCAACAAGCUUGUGGAUAAGUUCACAAAGGAUUCUGUUCGAGCUAGGCUCUAUAGGUGCCCGAGCCUCUUACUCCCUGCAAACUGGGGCAGUGAAAGUGGUGGUGAAGAAGGAAACAAAAAGGGACCUAAAAAUGGUAAUAAUAACAACACGGUAGUGACAGCAAAGCUGCGCGGACAACCAUGGAUGUUGAAGUCGUUGAUUUUCUGCGUGCUGCUCAACUCCCUUGAACCGCUCAACUUCCUUGAUACACUUUUUUAUAAGGUAUACUACCAGUUCCGUGUUCAGUGCAUGAUGCUCAACAAUAAAGAAAGUGAUGGAGCUGAAGUUGUAGUGAGCGAAUACGUUUGGGAACCUUUCCCAAAAUACGAAGAUCAGAAAGAGGAGCGUCUCUUGAAUGGUCACUUCUUAGUAUGGUGUACUCCUGAACCACCUGGCACUAGGGAAAAUACGGAUGACUCUUCUACCGUUGAAUUCUUCUUUCGCGGCUCGUACUCUACACCUUUUAGACGCUCAGAGUGGCAUGAGAUACCCGACUUGAUCAAGAAUUGUCAGGUUAUUCCGAUUUACAAUGACAGAUUAUUCACAAACGAAGAUGGGGAAGAAGAAACAUAUGAUGAUGAUGACGACGACGGUGAAUGUCCAAAUCACCUCCAGGGAUUAUAUGAUCAGUUGUGUGGUCGCCCACCACCGGUGAAGCACUUUACAGAGGUAAAUGAAACCUUUACUUCAUCACCUAAUUGCUGCUAGUCGAAUUUUAGUUCUUUUUUCUCUUAUGUUUAAAACGCUAACUUCUGAGCUUCCCGACGUAUGCUCCUCCUUCCUUGAUUGGUCAAAUAACAGCAUGGCUAGAGGUGGCAAAUGGAUUGGAUUGGUGGAUUGGAUUGGUGGAUCCAUGGAUCAAAUGGAUUAGAUCUAAUGGAUUGGUGGAUUCAUGGAUUGGAUCAAGUGGAUUGGUGGAUUAUCCAUGAAUCCAAAUGACACCCUCAACCAAAGACCAAUAUGUAAAAAUAUGAAAAGUUUAGGUACUAAAUGUCACAAUAAAAAAUUUCAGGAGACAUGAAACUACGAGUCAAAUGCAAACUGCAUCGACAGAAAAGGAUAGGUGCUUAGCAGCAUAAGAGUCGCUGAUCCUUGCCACUGGGAACCCACGGAUGUGCUGAUGUUAGUCUCCAAUAUUCUUUUUGCUUGGACUGACUGCUUUCUCCUAUCGCGAUUUAUCCCGGCUUUAAUGUUCACUUUUUAUAGAAUUUCUCUCGGGGGUUUGAUCCACUUCUGGUUGUAGCUUACUGGAACAUGCAGUUUCUGAUAUGAUUCAGUAACUGUUGGAUGAUCUGUGGUAUGUUGCUGAGCCCGAACUGAAUGCAGCAUCCGUAUGAAAGUGUUGUAAUCUCCAGGCCAUGAUUUAGCGAAGGUUAUCAGACUCGAUAGUAUCUCAGAUUUUUCUUUUCUUUUCUCUAUAUUAGAAAAUUUCUCUAAAUUGAGAUUUUGCGACUUGGAAUAUUUUUCGUGCACCUGUACAAGUUGCUGGAUAAAGCACCAAUUUGGUACUAUUUUACACUUUCGAUUCCAU